Messenger RNA from Notolabrus celidotus (New Zealand spotty), 4511 nucleotides. It is a transcript of the gene dok6, whose product is annotated as docking protein 6. Lineage: Eukaryota; Metazoa; Chordata; Actinopteri; Labriformes; Labridae. Gene Ontology annotation, biological process: positive regulation of MAPK cascade; cell surface receptor protein tyrosine kinase signaling pathway. The coding region runs from base 233 to 1228 and encodes 331 amino acids. Gene Ontology annotation, cellular component: cytoplasm. The record is from RefSeq and is a predicted model, not a curated record. The transcript is spliced from 8 exons.
CUCUCGUGCUCAAUGAAUCAGCUGACGAAUGGUAUCUCCCUCCUCUCCCUCCUCUCCCGGAUGGAUCGGCGCCGCUGAAGCCGGGCAGCCUGAGCGCUGACACAGGAGCAGGUUGCCCACGGCUCGCUCUCCUGCUGCUGGAUGUCACAACGAUCGAGUGCCGGCUGAAGCAGAAGAGGUUACUUUGUUGAAUUCUCCCCCUCGGGUUGGGAGCUACCCGCUUCCCGUCACCAUGGCUUCCAACUUCAACGACAUAGUCAAACAGGGAUACGUGAGGAUACGGAGUAAGAAACUGGGGAUUUUCCGGAGGUGCUGGCUGGUGUUCAAGAAAGCCUCGAGUAAAGGACCCCGGCGGUUAGAGAAGUACCCAGAUGAGAAGGCGGCGUACUUCAGGAGCUUCCACAAGAUCACUGAGCUCCAUAACAUCAAAAACAUUACCCGGAUACCGCGGGAGACAAAAAAGCAUGCCGUGGCCAUCAUCUUCUGUGACGACACAUCCAAGACAUUCGCCUGUGAGUCGGAGCUGGAUGCAGAGGAAUGGUGUAAGCUGCUAUGUGUGGAGUGCCUCGGCUGCCGUCUCAACGACAUCAGCUUGGGAGAGCCAGACCUGUUAGCAGCAGGGGUGCAGCGGGAGCAGAACGAACGUUUCAACGUGUACCUGAUGCCCACACCGAACCUGGACAUCUACGGGGAAUGCACCAUGCAGAUCACUCAUGAAAACAUCUACCUGUGGGACAUUCACAACGCUCGCCUCAAACUCGUCAUGUGGCCUCUCAGCUCUCUGCGCAGAUACGGACGAGACUCCACUUGGUUCACUUUUGAAUCUGGAAGGAUGUGUGACACAGGAGAGGGUUUGUUCACGUUCCAGACGCGGGAGGGGGAGAUGAUCUACCAGCGGGUCCACUCGGCCACGCUGGCCAUCGCCCAGCAGCACGAGAGGAUGAUGGAGGAGAUGGAGAAGAGCUCCCAGAUCCACUCCAGAGAGACGCUAACCAAGUCCAUCUCCCUGCCACGCAGCGCCUACUGGCAGCACAUCACGCGUCAGAACAGCGUGGGAGAUCUCUACAGCUACCAAGGAAGCAGCCUGUCAAUGACUUUCAUCCCUCGAGCACAGACCUUCCCCAGCUUUCUGUCUGAUGAGCCAGAACAGGAGAGCCAGCACCAGGAAGAGGCACCGUCGCCCUCUAGUGGCUGUGAAACCAGUUGCAGCCUGAGACCUGUUCAAUGACACAGAGUUGCUCCCCUGAAACUGGACACUUUGCCCUCAACUGUAGAAAGGAUGUAGAAAUAUGUAUAGUGACGUGUAAUAUAUCAUUACCUGGUGUCAACUGUAGAGCGAGUGUGACAUGAGAAGGAUCCUGAGAAGUCUCUUUUGUAUGUUGUGUGAACGCAGCAGUAGCUUCAGAUACUUCACCAAAAAUCCUGAAGGAUUAGUUUUCAUGUUUUUUUUUCUUCAUCAUUUUACUCUUAAAGCCAGGAGGACUUUGUUUCAAUCCCUGCACUGUACAUUACAAGAAGUUUGAGGUAACAGCACACAAAGUUUCACCGUAAAAAAGAAACUCUUUGAUUUUUUUUUUCUGAAUUGGAUGAAAUCACAUCAGACUCAUUCCCACAGUUCGCUGCCUCAGCAACCAUUUCCAGAGAAAUUUCACCACUCUUUGACAUUACUGUACUUCCCCCUCUCUAGAAUGUGAAAUUGAUCAACGGCUCCCACAAAAAAUACUCAACAUUGAAGUCAGUGAUGAAUCAGCAAAAGCUCUUUAAAGGUUACGACCAGCAAAGGGAAAAAGUCAUUCAGAAAUAUGCUCCAAGGAUAUCAGAGUGGACUGUGCAAAUAUCUUAAAUCCUCAACUUUAAUCUGCCAACUCUACAUUGCAGAGCAAUUUAGGUUUAAUGGUGUCCCAGCUCUUCUUCAGCCUCAUAUACAGUAUUUAUAACUGGUUUAUUAGUGGAAAGAGAACAGCAGAGAUGUUGGUGAGCUGACUGGCCGAGUUAAACAAGGCAGAAGUAAAUAAUGGCGUAAUAAGACCACUUUAAAAGCUGUGACAUCUAAACCAAGCUGGUUGGUUGUAUUUCAAUAUGAAAAUAAAAGGAUUGGAUUAAAUAUGAAUAUUUCCAAGACGAUCUGUGCUCAGUGAAAUAUACUUAAGAGGCAACAGUCACUGACAUCCUGGGAUAAACACGCAUUUUCAGAGAGACGCAUUUUCAGAGAAACACUGGGAAAGAUUGAGUACAUUUUAAGCCAAUCUAGUUUCAAGACUUGAAAGCUAAGCUAACUCCAUUUCCACCUUAAAAUAUCACGACUGUGUCUGAACAAUCAAUAUCAAGCUGUCCUGCAGCCAGUUCAUAGUUAGCCUAGCUUUCAACAAGCCUGGGAACAGCUAGCCUGCUCUCCCAGACGCUAACAGCAUCCGUCAACCAGCACUUUCAAAGCCAUAACUUGUUCCUUUUAAACUUUAACUUUAGUGCAGAGUAAACAGAUACACUACAUGGUGUUCAUUUGUGAACCUGCUAAGGGUAGGUAGCUUGAUUUAACUACCUGGGUUAGCAUUUCCCUAUUCUCCAGUAUGUUAAUUAAGCUAACCAGUUGUUAGUAGGGGUGUCCCGAUACAACCUUUUCACUUCCGAUGCGAUACCGAUAUUGCAGCCAUAUGAUCUCAGCACAAAUCAUACAUAAUUUUAUUACUUAUUUUGUAGUAAGGAAUGUUAGAAAAGGCUUGAUCAAGUGAUAUUACUCAAACAGAACAAUAGUCAGCAACAGUAGGUGUGAGAAAAACUGACUUAUUGUUAACCAAUGGGUUACAUACAUUUUAAACUUAAACAUAAGAAUAUACUACAAUUGAAAAAAAUAAAUAAGAAGACCCUGAAAAAUAACCUCAACAAAUCCAAUAAAAACAAAUUAUGCUGCCAGGGUGGGGGGUCGAGCUUGGUUGGCUCUCCAGUAAUGUAAAGGAUUGUUCUUAAGUUCAAUAGUGGCCUCACAGAGGUACACGCCACACGGCCGACAUCACUCCUACUCCUUGCGACUUUGUUAGCAACUUAGCACACGCUGUUGUGAUCACAUGGGCUCUGGAUUCUGGAAUGGACUGCUUGUAUGGGAGGGUUUAUAUCGGAGAGUUUAGAUGCAGUCCGGUAUAAUCCGAUACUCGUUUUUUUUGCCGAUAUCGGACCGAUAUCUGAUAUCAAUAUCGGAUCGGGACACCCCUAGUUGUUAGCGCUACAUGAUAGCUUACAUGAGAGUUGAAGUUGAGAAAACUUUGAGCUACAACUGCAUUACAAAUAAAGACUGAUCAUUAGCCAACACUGGUUAACUUAAAAACAGUCUCUGAUCCUUUAGCCUGACUAACUUGUUUAGCAGUGUUGUUUAUGUUAACAACACUGCUAAUCAGAAACAAUUCAUUGUAGUUUUCGUGGCUGAAAUGAACAAAAUCAGCAGAAAAAAAAUAAAUAUUUCAGUGAACCCUCCUGUAGCAUGUGAGUUAUAUUUCUGUCCACUACAGCUGUGAUGAAAAUGUUCUCCUCAUCGUCCUCCUAGAGUAAGAAGUGCCUUCCAACACAGACUGCUGAGUGUGAGACUUACCCAGAGCAUCCCCAUCUUCAGGCUUUGAGUUUACCCUUUCAGACAGAAUUUAGCUCUUAAUCUUUCAACCAUUUCUGAGUCCUAAGUUCCGGCAGACCCAGCUGUGAAAUGCCAUGUCACCCCCAGAAACAUUAAGCAGAGCUCCUUUAGUCAGUGGAGGAAAACACUUGUCUCCUGUUGGUGGCUGUCAACACCUCUUGAAGUCUUUGUGGUAUAAGUGGUUGUGCUUUUUGUUUGAUUAGAAGACACAGACCUCCCACUACUGCAAACUAAAAAAAAAGGAUCCAAAUGACAAUCAGUUUGAGGCAGCAAAUCAGUUCUUUAAUAAAGUUUGUAUUCACUUUGAUUAUUUUUGUUGUUAAUAUUAUAGAUCCUGUAGAGCCACAAGUACAAGCACUUAUUUUAUGUUGAAGUUGAAGUUUGCAGUCGGUCACUUUAUCUUUUAAGCUGUAUUUAAAAGAGCUCAGCCUUUACGUUAAUUUGAGCCUCAAACAAAGUGCCCAUCUUGAAACGUUGUUGCAUCACAAAGCCCAUCGUUACCGUACAUAGAAACAUGGUUGUUUCAUAUCUGGCCACAUUUCUGCAAGAGUAGUCUUGAGUCUUAGCUCAAAAUGUGAUAAAUGUAUGUAUACUAGUUCCACUACAUCUGGACCGUAAGAGCCAGUACAAACCCAGACAACUGGACAAAGUUAUAGAAAACUGUGUUUAUCAUUUGCUCUUUUUGUUGCAUAUUGUAGCCAUUCACCUGUUCGAAGGUAUGACGUGAUAUCUGUUGCCACAUGAUGUGUCCACUACGUUUGUUAUCUGUUCCUGUCAAGUUAUUUGUUAUUAGCACUUUGAAUACACUGAGUGUAGGACUACAGUUUUCACUAAAUGUACAUAUGUAAUGUUUUUGAUGAUACAAGGGUAAUAAAUUGAAUGUUCUACCAUG